Solanum verrucosum is the source of this 1312-nucleotide messenger RNA. Its product is annotated as F-box protein At5g39250. The coding region runs from base 252 to 1004 and encodes 250 amino acids. The record is from RefSeq and is a predicted model, not a curated record. Lineage: Eukaryota; Viridiplantae; Streptophyta; Magnoliopsida; Solanales; Solanaceae. The transcript is spliced from 2 exons. Gene Ontology annotation, molecular function: protein binding.
CUGCUAAUCAUUCUCUUCCGAUUCCGGCGACGAUACCGGGGAAUGUUUUCCGAUGACGGUCUGAUUUCUUUAAAGAGAUAAGUUCAUGCUUUUGCAAGUCAUUAUCUAGGUGAAGAAUUAUCCUUUCUCUGAAGUGCAGUAUGAUUGCAUCAACUGCAAGGCAUGAGAGCUGAUUGCUUUGAAUUACCAAAAUCUUUAUAAAGAGCUGAAAAGCAGACUAUAUUCCAGCUGGUUUCCUUGUUGUGCACAAGAUGGCGUGUGAAGAAAUUCUGAAGGCUGUAUUCCCAUUUCUGGAGGGCACUGAACUGGCUACAUGUAUGAUAGUGUGCAAACAGUGGCGAGAUAUUGCACAAGAUGAUUAUUUCUGGAAAUGUCUUUGUUCUAAAAAAUGGCCAUCAAUUUGCAAACGGUCAUCACCUCCCACUGUAACAUACUAUAAUCUAUUUCAGAACUUUCAUAAGCGUCCAUACCGCCGGACUGUUCUCCCUCCAAAGCUUUCCUUCAGUGACUUAGAGUUCUACAUUGACAUAUGGACUGAAGAGAAAAUAAUAUUUUCAGAUGUGGUCCCAGGGCCUGUUCUUCAGAAGGGAGUCUGGAUCCCACCUCCUGGAAUCUGUGAUGUGCUUAGGUUCCACUUGGAAGGGCCUGAAUACAAGAUGACUCUACCUGUGGAACCAAGAUUUACAAUUCCUUUGUGCCAGACAGUCAGUGUCUCUGUGCUUGUUGGGCGCAAAGAUACAAAUAAAGUUGCAUGCAUUAUCAAGAAGUCCCUCUUUGAUUAUAUAGAUCGAACAGCAUAUCGGGCUUUAGCUUAUGACUAUCUUGACUUCUCCUCUCCUAUGUGCUUGUUUGUAUCGGGUGUUCGGGCAUGGAUAUCUUUGCUGUUCAUGGACCAUGGUAAAGAGGGGGCCCUUGAUGUUUUUGGGAUUGAGAUGGAUUUCUGUGAUGCUGCCAAUUCUGAAGACGAGGUCCUUUGGCUUCUAGACAUGCUGGAGUGGAAGUAAGUACAGUGACUUCCAGAUAUCUGUGAGGUGGCCAGUCGCCUAAGUUGUAGUAUGUCCACUUUGGCCAAAACUUGUACAUAGUUAUGCUGCUAGAGUGAACGACCAUUUAAGUUGUGUACUAAGCCGAAUUCCAACUUAAAAGUUAUUUGUCUGAAGUACAGUUCUAGUUUUGUCGUUGGAAGACUCACAAUAAGAUACUCGUAUAUCAUUUCAUGUAUUAAUUAUCUAUGACUUAUGCUGCAAAACCUGUUCAUCUUUUUCACUCUUCUCUGAUGCAGACUCUUUUAAUAUCAAAGUUGAUUUAGAUU